UUUGCUUAAAAUGUUAUAAUGUGUAAGAAAACCAAGCUGAAAAAAGCUGUCACUUAUAAAAACCCUGAGAACAAGUAAUCUCAGUCCUACACUAACAGAUUUUACAUUUCCCACUGAAACUCCAGCCACAGCCUGGUGCACAUGUCCUCUGUUAGUGUAGAAUAUUAUUUAAACUGAACUCUUCCAAUGAUUGUUACAGAUGACAAUGCUCUGCCUUCAUUUUGGGAGGACAUGAAGGGCGACCUUGUGAAGCUGUUUGCUCUGACUCCAGGAUCUAAGGAAUACAACGACGUGGAGAGUGAACUGACAAAGGCCGGACUUCAUGUUAGCAUCAUCAGUAUUGAACGUGUGCAAAAUCCAGCACUGUGGCAGAGCUACCAGAUCCUGAAGAAGCAAAUGGAGGCGAAGAACAAACACACCAACAAUGAACGGCUUCUGUUUCACGGCACCAGUGCCGACUCCACCGAUCUCAUCAACAGCAAAGGCUUCAACCGGAGCUAUGCAGGAAAAAAUGGUGCGAUGUACGGCAACGGCUCUUACUUUGCUGUGGACCCAAACUAUUCAGCAGGAAGGUAUGCCAGGCCUAAUAUCUUUGGGCACAAGUGCAUGUACCAGACCAAGGUUCUAGUUGGAGACUACACCCAAGGACGAAGUGGCAUGAUCACCCCUCCUGCCAAAUCCUGGAAUGCUUCAGACCUGUACGACAGCGUCACAGAUAAAACUGCUAAACCAUCCAUGUUUGUUGUCUUCAAUGAUAUCCAGGCGUACCCAGAAUACCUUAUCACAUUUAAGUGAACUGCCAUGCCCCCACUGUGCAACACUUCUGGAAAAAAAAAAUACUUGUCACAUGUUUAAAUUUACUGAGCAAAAAACAUUUCAUUAGAAAACAUUUCCUAAUCUAAAAUGUGUCUUUGAAGGGGCUUUUGCUGUUCUAUUUUUCUCUUGCUGUUGUCACAUUGCAUUUUAAAUCUAAUCAAAUUCUUUUUAAAGAACAUUAAAGUAAUGCUGCAACAAUUCCAGUGAUUCUCAUGUCAGUUAUUUUGCACACACUUAAAGGUUUGUGCCAGUGGGCUGUACGGUGAUAUGUUUCUAAUGUUAUCUUUGAAAUCGAGUUAUGAAUUUAAUUACCAACAUGAGAAUAUAUUCCUGUAAUACUGACUUGAGGUGUCGCUUUACGAAUACGAAUACCUUCAUUAGUCCCACAAUGGGGAAAUUACAGUUAACAGAACAGCCAUCCAAGAAAUAGAAACACAAACAGGGGGGACAGGUGUCUGAGGUCAUGCAGCCGUUUUACCGGCGCUACCUUUAGCAUGAAAUCAGAAAGAGAUAAACAGGGAUAGGUAGGUUCAGAAAAAAAAAAAAUCAUCUCAUUCCCUGGUCCCUGGUCUUUGGUUGUGAUAGGACGUUCUGCUUCACCAGAGAGUUAUUCAUAUUCAAGCUGGAGAGUCUCUGAUUUCUCCUGAGAGCUACUGUCAUGUUAACAUUCAGGAUUUUUCCUCUUAACUAUUCAGUGACUGUUAUGACAUUUGCAACUGAACAGAAACCUGUUUCAUGUC
Archocentrus centrarchus (flier cichlid) is the source of this 1556-nucleotide messenger RNA. RefSeq names its product protein mono-ADP-ribosyltransferase PARP15-like. Gene Ontology annotation, cellular component: cytoplasm; nucleus. Lineage: Eukaryota; Metazoa; Chordata; Actinopteri; Cichliformes; Cichlidae. The transcript has 3 exons. Gene Ontology annotation, molecular function: transcription corepressor activity; NAD+ poly-ADP-ribosyltransferase activity. Bases 187 to 795 code for a protein of 202 amino acids. The record is from RefSeq and is a predicted model, not a curated record. Gene Ontology annotation, biological process: protein poly-ADP-ribosylation; negative regulation of gene expression.